Molecule: messenger RNA, 1607 nt
Organism: Uranotaenia lowii
Lineage: Eukaryota; Metazoa; Arthropoda; Insecta; Diptera; Culicidae
Exons: 5
Coding region: 1-1311 (436 amino acids)
Source: RefSeq, a predicted model, not a curated record
AUGAAGUCGAUACAGGGUAUGGUAGUAAUUUUUACCAUAUUCGGUAUAAUCAUCUCUUUGAGUAACAACAGCUCAGCAGAACAGUAUGAAGACAUAGAGUGCAAUCUGAUUGAGGAAGAGAACGAGAAGGACAGCCCCACAACAGAAGGAGCUGAAGCAACAACACUGGUAGAGGAAUCCCUAGAAGAGGACCAUGGAACAGAAGCCGAUGGAGAAGAGGAGCACGAAAUACCAGUAGAUGUCGAAAAUGGAGCAGACGAGGCGGAUGAAACAAAGGAAGACGCACCAGAGGAGCAUGAAGCUGGAAAACCUGAAGAAACCGAUUCCGAUAAACCAGCUGAUGCUUUAGCACAGGAAUUACAGCAGGAAAAGAAUGGAAUACCUACCACAACUAGCAAACCAAAACCAACUACGGUAUCGAGAUCGUCGAAGGACAAGCAAACAUCGACAACAGGUGGCAAAACAAAUGGAUCACUAACUCCAAAAGGAUCCAGAACCAAUGCACCUAAAGGGCCGCCGGCUGGAAAAGAAGGACCAACCGAGAAACCUGAUCCAAUGACAACGUAUCUGAAGACUACCGAAGCUGUAGACGAUGCGAUCGAGAAAACAGAUGCCAUCAAAGAUAGGUAUCUCAAAUCAGAGGUUAAGAAUCUGUUGCAGGCUUAUUUGAAAAAUCCACUUAUAUCCGUGGUCAGCAGUAUCGGAUCUUUUGCCAAGGUUGAACCUUGUUUAGCUGAUCUCGAAAACGAUGUCGGUAAAAUCGUAACGGAAGCCGAUAAAGCAUUCAACGAAUGUAUGGCCGACAACUCGAGCUCCCACACGGCUUGCAUCGACGAGAGUAAAACCGAUGCCUACGGUGAAGUGGUCGAUGUUUACAGUUCCGCAGCAGAUUGUGUUCAAACGGAGGAAGACGCCCAGCAGGGUGGCAAUAGUACCGAAAGACCCAAUCCACAAAAUACCCACCGGAAGGUUACUUCCUCGGUUGACAAGGCCUUCCGGAAGCUGAAGGCCAUCAAAAAUAGAAACCUUCGAUCCACCGUGAAAAACCAUCUGGAUUCGUACUUGAAAAAUCCUCUCAUCGAUCAAGCCAACUACAUUCCGGUGUUCUCGAAGAUCGAACCGUGUUUAGCUGACCUACAAGAUCAGAUCGCCAAGUUAGCUGAUGAGAUAGACAAGGGAUUCAAUGAGUGUGCAGGAGAUAGUGCAAACUCCGAGACGCACUGUAUCGAAGAUGCCACAUCCAAGCUGUACCGGGAGGUUUCGAAACUGUACAACUCAAAAUCAUUGUGUUUCCAAACCAAUCAGAAUUAGUUCAUGGAGCUGUUCUAAGCAAAAAUGAACAAUGUAACUUUGCCCAAGUGGUUUUCUUAUUUUGUGCUUUCUUUCCAACCUGUGAGAAAUCGUAAUUCCAAAGAAAUUACACUAAAAAUUUUGUCUCCAAUACAUUUCAAACUUUUCUUCGUGUAAAAAAAAGGCGAUCGAUGAGAGCUCGAUGAUUCGAUUGAAAAAAGUUCGAUUUUUAUUUCAGAAAUUGUUACUUAAAUAGAAGCAAAAAUAAGAUAAUAUACACUGCAAAACACUGUAAUUUACAUGACCUCUACUAAAGU